CGGUAAUGGCUGGCCACUUCCUUUCCCCCUCUUCUUCAUUUGAUCCGGUCACGGCCAACGGCGAGGCUCCCCACAACUGCGGUCUUCUCCAUCGUAUCUCCUAUCUAAAGAAGAUCGCCAUCGGAAGGAGCAGAGUAGCGAGACACACAGACCGACCUGCUUUCUUCCUUUGACUAGGAUAGACACGAUGGAUGAGAUCAUGAACAAGAUGGGCUCCUACUGGUUGGGGCAGAAGGCCAACAAGGAGAUGUCGUCGGCCGGCAACGACCUCGAGUCGCUCUCGACCAGCGUCGGGGACGGGGCGAAAUGGCUGGUGAACAAGAUGAAAGGCAAGAUGCAGAAGCCGCUGGCGGAGCUGCUCAAGGAGCACGACCUGCCGGUAGGGCUGUUCCCGCGGGAGGCAACCAACUACGAGUUCGACCCGGAGACGCGGCGCCUGACGGUGCACAUCCCGGCCGUUUGCGAGGUCGGCUACAGGGACGGCUCCGAGCUGCGCUUCGACACCAUGGUGGCCGGCACGCUGGACAAGGGCAGCCUGGCGGCGGUGGAGGGCCUCAAGGCCAAGGUGCUCGUCUGGGCCAGGGUCACCGCCGUCAAGGCUGACGCCGCCAAGGUCUACUUCGCCGUGGGCAUCAACAAGUCGCGCAGCCGCGAGGCCUACGAGGUCGUCAGGGGCGCCAUCACCGUCGACAAGUUCUAGUCGCGCUAGCUUGCACCGUCGCACGUUUGUUGUUGAGAUGAUGUUUGCAGAACAAUCGCGUGCUUGUUCUACCUGUUCUUUUGUAACAGGGGAAUUCUAAAGUCUUUUUUGCAACUUUAA
Lolium rigidum is the source of this 820-nucleotide messenger RNA. RefSeq lists its product as uncharacterized. The record is from RefSeq and is a predicted model, not a curated record. The coding region runs from base 188 to 700 and encodes 170 amino acids. The transcript is spliced from 2 exons. Lineage: Eukaryota; Viridiplantae; Streptophyta; Magnoliopsida; Poales; Poaceae.